AUGACGCGAGGAAGUCUAUUGCGACACAUCUUCAGGCACGGUCCGAACUCCAAACUCAAGCGCGACGCAGUUCCAUCCAAGAUCAAUGAAAACGAUAGGUCGCCUCUCAUCGCAAAGUCACCCGCAAACGAGCCCAAGCCGCUAUCGCAAGAUCCGUCACCGCCACGAACCCCCGAGCCACAUACCGUACAAGUCCUUCCCGAGAUCGCCGAGGAGGGAUCUAGCUCUCCAGCCGCCGAUUCCCUUUCCGCAUCUUCAAGCACAGGAAGUACGGUAUCCGACCUUGCAUCCAUAGUCACUGUUCUCGCCGCGCACGCGCCUCUCAUCAAUCCCACGACGCUCACAUCGCGCGACCUCCUCUACGCCGCCAUCGAUGAAGCGAUCUCAGCGACAAAGGAUCAUCUCGAUACACUAGCAACUGCGUGGGCCUUGCUUGAGGCCCUCGUUGGCUUCAGUGCGACGGUCGAGGUGCUAAAGCAGGAGAUGGAGUUGAAGAUAACGGCGUCCGAGGCCAAGCUUGUGGAGUUGGAAAGCUUUGAGGGGGCGGUUGAGAGUAUGACGUUUUCGGAUGAGCAGGACAUGACCGGCGCGGAUGGGGGUGAUGGAAACGGUUCACCCGGUCGCUAG
Messenger RNA from Alternaria hordeiaustralica, 627 nucleotides. RefSeq lists its product as uncharacterized. The record is from RefSeq and is a predicted model, not a curated record. Lineage: Eukaryota; Fungi; Ascomycota; Dothideomycetes; Pleosporales; Pleosporaceae. The coding region runs from base 1 to 627 and encodes 208 amino acids. The transcript has a single exon.